UAUUUAUUUCUUUAAAUUAUUUAUAUAAAUUUGUCAACAAUUUAUCAACAAUUAUCAACAAUUUUAUAAUCAAUAUUAAUCUUUAUCUAUUUUUUUUCUAUUAGAAUUUUAAUGAGUAAAUAUAUACAUAAAUACGAUGUGGCGCUAAUAAACGUUUUUUAUGUUGUCAUUUUCCAUGAACUUUGGAAUAUUGUAGGUUUGAACUUCGAUCUUAGUAAUCAUAGUUUUAUAUUUAUGUUUUGAUUGCAAUUUUUUAGAGCUGUAUUACCGACGAAUAUCAUACCUUUAAUAAUUUGAUAAUGCUUUAAUAAAGCAUGUAAAAUUCACAACAAUGCCAAAUUAUUAGAUUGAGAGAUAAGUAUAUGUCUUCUACAAAACGCACAGAUUAGAAAUAAUAAAUUAUAAUAAUGGGCAUUCUUUCCUCAUUGAAAAGAUCAUCAAUUGUACAUCUUAUGCUUGCCAUUACAUUUUUUACAUCUGGCUUAAUAAUAAAUUUCUUCCAAUGUAUUUUAUAUUUUGGGAUUAGACCUUUCUCUAAGUACCUUUAUCGCAAGAUCAAUUAUUAUCUUUGUUAUUCAUUUUAUAGUGAAUUAGUAUGUAUGGCAGAAUGGUGGGCUGGAGCAGAUGUUACAUUUUACAUAGAUAAAAAAGACUUUGACAAGUAUUCUGGCCACGAACAUGCAUAUCUUCUAAUGAAUCAUAGUUAUGAAGUAGAUUGGUUAUUAGGAUGGGUAGCAUGUGAUCGUAUAGGUGUAUUAGGGAAUUGUAAAGCAUAUGCCAAGAAAUCUAUACAGUACAUUCCUACAUUGGGAUGGGCAUGGAAAUUUGCAGAAAAUAUCUUUCUAGAAAGAAACUGGAAUAAAGACAAAGAUGUGAUAGGAACUCAAAUUAAAGAAUUAAUAGAACAUCCUGAUUCAAUAUGGCUCCUUCUAUAUGCAGAAGGAACACGUGUUACAUCUAAGAAGUUAGAAGCCAGUCAAAAAUUUGCCAAAGAAAAGAAUCUACCAAUCUUGAAAUAUCAUUUAACUCCACGCACAAAAGGAUUUAUUUCUAGCAUUCCUUAUAUGAGAGGAAAAACUAUGGCUAUAUAUAAUAUUCAAGUAGCAUUUAAAGAAAGUGAUCCGGUUAAGCCUACCAUGACAAAUCUACUUUUAGGGAAAAAAAUAGAAGGUCAUAUGUAUAUGAGGAGAAUACCUUUAGAAGAAGUACCAGAAGGAGAUGAAGCUGCUGCUGAAUGGUUGCACAAAUUAUACCAAGAAAAGGAUAAAAUGAUGGAAAGUUUUCAUGAAACUGGCGAUUUUUUUGCAACAAGUGGUGUUCUUAAAACAGAUAUAUUCAAAUUAAAAAGAAGAUAUUAUUCUUUGAUCAAUACCUUUUUUUGGGUCGUGGUAGUAUUAGUACCAAUGUUAUAUUAUCUUAUUCAACUCUUUUUAUCUGGUUCAACUGUAUACUUUUCUAUUGGAUUGGCCAUCAUUGUUCUAUUUUAUCUGCUAAUGUACAAAACAAUUCAAAUGUCUGAGAUAAGUAACAGUUCAUCUUAUGGGGCUGCUGAUGUAAAAAAGAUAAAAUAAAGUCUAGUUUUACUAUACAUAGACCAUUAAUAUAUAUAUUACAAAAGUGUCAAAAA
This is a messenger RNA of Vespa mandarinia (Asian giant hornet), 1627 nucleotides long. Its product is annotated as 1-acyl-sn-glycerol-3-phosphate acyltransferase gamma. Gene Ontology annotation, cellular component: endomembrane system. Gene Ontology annotation, molecular function: 1-acylglycerol-3-phosphate O-acyltransferase activity. NCBI's taxonomy places the organism in Eukaryota, Metazoa, Arthropoda, Insecta, Hymenoptera, Vespidae. The record is from RefSeq and is a predicted model, not a curated record.